AUGCUAUUUCUUGGUCAACUUGAAUAUUUGUCUUUUGAACCUUUUAUUCACGGGUAUUUCCUCAUUCUUCCAGUCUUCAUGGACCUGAAUGAUCUUAACAAGGUCUGGGAAGUCGAACCUCUAAAGAAGGAACGGGAAGCUGAGGCAAAGGAAAUUCUUGAAAAAAUAGCAAAGCAAGUGCAACCAAUUAUGAGGAAAAGAAAGUGGAGAGUCAAGAUCCUUUCUGAAUUUUGUCCGCCCAAUCCAUCUCUUUUAGGGCUGAACAUUGGAGGAGGUGCUGAGGUUAGGCUUAGACUCCGGAGGCCAAACAAUGAGUGGGAUUUCUUCCCUUAUGAGCAGAUUCUUGAUACUAUGCUUCAUGAACUCUGCCACAUUGAACACGGUCCUCAUAAUGCUGAUUUCUACAACCUUUUGGAUGAAAUUAGGAAGGAAUGUGAAGAACUUAUUGCCAAAGGCAUUACUGGCACUGGGCAAGGAUUUGAUGUUCCUGGGAGACGAUUGGGUGGAUUUUCCCGUCAACCUCCUUUACCUGUAUUGCGGCAGAAAGCACUGGCUGCUGCAGAAAACAGAGCAAAACGUGAAGCUUUGUUGACCCAUGGGCCUAAGCGUCUUGGUGGUGAUAGCAGCAUUAGAGCUGUACUCAGUCCAGUUCAAGCAGCUGCUAUGGCUGCCGAACGAAGAUUACACGAUGAUAUAUGGUGUGGAUCCAAAUCAUCAGAGAGUGGUGUAUCAACUGGAGACUCCAAAGUAUCUGCUGUACAAAAUGAUAGAUUUGUCCAAACUUCAACCACUGGAUCUGUAUCACAGGGAAUGAAAGAUGUCGAACUAAUGUGGCAGUGCUCCUUGUGUACCUUACUAAAUCAGUCGCUAGCUCUUACAUGUGAAGCUUGUGGAUCCCCAAAGAAUAGAGGCAAUGGAGACAAGAAGUUAAAGGUCUGGUCUUGCAAGUUUUGUACCCUGGAUAAUAGCAUUGAGGUUGAGAGAUGCAUGGCUUGUGGCGAGUGGAGAUACUCGUACGGUCCCCCUAUUUCCACCUUUGGACCCAAUCACGGCACCUGA
Molecule: messenger RNA, 1059 nt
Organism: Fraxinus pennsylvanica
Lineage: Eukaryota; Viridiplantae; Streptophyta; Magnoliopsida; Lamiales; Oleaceae
Source: the annotation of a GenBank genome assembly